Messenger RNA from Bufo bufo (common toad), 1302 nucleotides. RefSeq names its product keratin, type I cytoskeletal 47 kDa-like. The transcript has 9 exons. The record is from RefSeq and is a predicted model, not a curated record. Lineage: Eukaryota; Metazoa; Chordata; Amphibia; Anura; Bufonidae. The coding region runs from base 1 to 1302 and encodes 433 amino acids. Gene Ontology annotation, molecular function: structural molecule activity.
AUGAAGAACGCCCCUGCCACGAGGCUGGUGAACGGACUCCUGGAGGGACAGGAGGAGUUUGCCAUUGCCUACUUAGACGACAUAGCGGUAUUCAGCAACACCUGGAAGGAGCACCUAGUGCACCUGUCAUGUGUGCUGGAUAGCCUGCGGAGGGCUGGGCUGACUGUCAAAACGAGCAAGUGUCAGCUGGGAAUGACAGAAGUCCAGUACCUGGGACAUAGGGUGGGAAGCGGGAAGUUGAGUCCUAACACGGGCCGAUUUAGUGGGGCUAGCACACAGAGGGCACGCAGUGUGGCAGGAGGUUCUGGAAGCAUUAGAAUGUCCACUGCAAGUGUCUCUAUGGGGGCCCCAAUCUUUAAUGAGAGUCAAGAUGCUGGCCUCUUUAGUAACAAUAGCAAGGAGACCAUGAACAAUUUGAAUGACCGUCUGGCUGCCUACCUGGAAAGGGUUCGUUCUUUGGAACAAGCUAACAGUGAACUGGAAUGUAAAAUCCAUGAGUUCUACGAGAGAAAGUCCUCCAUCAGCGCUUUUGACCCAAGUGAAUUCUAUAAGACAAUUAACAAGUUACACUCUCAGAUCCUUGAGGCCACCACUGAUCAUGUCAAGAUGUUACUGCAGAUUGAUAUUGCAAAACUCGCUGCUGAUGACUUCAAAAUGAAAUUUGAAUCAGAACUGGCCAUUAGGUUUGGAGUAGAGAAUGACACAGCUGGAUUGGGUAAGGUCCUGGAUGAGCUGACCAUCAACUGCUCUGAUCUGGAGCUGGAGAUUGAAGGCCUGAAAGAUUUGCUGAUCUACCUGAAGAUAGAUCAUGAAGAGGAACUGACUUAUCUUAAGGGACAGAUUGGAGGAAAGGUCAACGUAGAAGCUGAUUUUUCUCCAAGCGUUGACGUGUCUAAGAUCCUUGCAGUAGUGAGAGAGCAAUAUGAGAACGUGGCGAAGAACCGUCAGGAGGUGGAGAACUGGUACCAAACACAGGUAUGCAAAAAAUCCAAUAAGGCUAGACUAAAUUCAGAAUAUUCUAGGAAAGAGAUCACAGAACUGAGACGUACAUCCCAGAGCCUGGAAAUUGAGCUACAAUCACUACUGCACAUGAAACAAGCUCUGGAAGGAACACGAGCGGAAACAAAUGAUCGAUAUGGAAACGAACUUAGGAAAAUCCAGAUUUUGAUCUCUCAGAAUGAACUCGAACUCCAGCAAGUGAGAUCAGACUAUGAGAACCAUUCUAUGGAAUAUAGAAGACUACUUGAUAUUAAGACAAGAUUGGAGCAAGACAUUGCCACCUACAGGAAGGGGAAGACAUAA